Geodia barretti is the source of this 2085-nucleotide messenger RNA. The record is from the annotation of a GenBank genome assembly. NCBI's taxonomy places the organism in Eukaryota, Metazoa, Porifera, Demospongiae, Tetractinellida, Geodiidae.
AAAAUAGGGGUAACUUAACUUGUUUUAAAUUUCAGUUCGCUACUCCGUGUGCUGUUGAAAUCAGUUUCAUCAGAUGGGUCUCAGACAAAGCUAACCGAACUGUCGAUGAAGUGUAUAUGGAAGGUGACCCGCCAGAUUCCUCAGUACCUGCCGGGACUGAAAGUUGCCGAACUCCUGAAAGAGAUGCAGGCGUUCUUUCACGGGUACUCCGAGAUUGUUCCUAGCCCAAGACCUGACGACAAGCUGUAUCGCACCGCAAAGACAAUUCUGUUCCACCUCACUGAGCACAUGGGGACAGAGAUCCUGGAUCAUCUCUCCUUAGUCCCGGAGCAGUCCAGGGUAGCGGUGUACGUCAGGAAAACCCUCGCAAAGAAACGUGUCAGCUCAACUGGAUCGACUAAAACACACGAUGACAAGGUCGACGGAAAAGACGGAGAGAUUGCUGCUUCGUCUAGAUCGGGGAAAGAGGGAGCGACGGUCGAGAAAAGCCCGUUCCUUCACGACGGGCUGUCGUUGAAGGAUCUCGUGUUGCUAGGGGAGAUUAUUGAUAAGAUCGCCCCGGAUACGGAACAUCAGGGGUUAAAGGAGCUCUACGUCUUUCAGCAGUCACACCCCGAUGUCGAUAUUCCUUCCUUGUUUAGAUGCCAGAGCUCACUCUAUCAGUCCUAUAUUGUGAAGGGUAUGGAGCUGAUGAGAGAACAGCAGCGGAUGCUAGACCGCGGAAAAACACCAGCAGUUUUCAGAAAAGAAAUGAUAGCCUCGGAUUACUACAUUCAGGGAAGAAAGAAGUCGAGAGAGCUUCGUGAGAAGACCGCGAACCUACUGAAUAUAGAACUUGACAAGACUGGGAUGUCGCCACUGGUUUCAAGGGCAACCACCCAAGCUCCGCCUACCAGUGACGAAAACAUGCCUGCCGUAGCUCCUGUUUUGUCUAAGCCUCUGGCUACCACGGAAACCACUAAACUACCCACAAGCUCCGCCCACCUGGAGGACUUCCGUCGGAGGUUGGAGAAAUUGAAAGGAAGCAAGUAAACAACCACAACAACAAAACACGUUUCUCCUUGUCUCGUCACUUAUUAAUGUUUAGACACUAUAUUAUAUCUUAUUGCACCACUGCAAAUUGUGCACAACUGUGAUUUAUAAAAAUGUUUCACAUUCCAAAGGAUUGUAGACCACGAAAAUGUGACAAAAGCAAUGAUUAUACCAAUGUGACAAACCAAAUUUAAUGUACACAAUCAAACAGCAGUGUAAAAUUGAAGUCCACAUAUAAAUUAUUUACAAGGAGCAAUAAUCAGUAAUGCUCUCAUUCUAAGAAGCUGAGGUCAGCAAAAGGAUUUCCCGACGUGUUUGGUUGCCGUGGUUGCGCUGCAGGGGCCUGGUUGCUAUAGUUACCAGGUUGCAGCAACGGGCCGCCCAUCAUCAAACUGGCCGCUGUCGAUGCAACACCUGUACUCUGAUUUUGGGCCGUCCAAUUUCCCGAUUGCGCAAAAGGUUGCUGUUGAUACUGCAUUGGUAUUGUCCGAUUGCCCGAUGGGGCAAUGUUAGGUUGCAUGGGAGCCAUCACACUCGGUUGGCUUAGAUUUUGAGAUGUCCAAUUGCCAGAUGGGGCAGCGUUUGGUUGCAUAGGAGCCAUCAUCUGCUGAUUUGGUGUCCAAUUGUUCAAUGGAGCAACAUUAGGGGUCAGUGUUUGUUGAUCUUGGGACAUCCAAUUGGCGGAUUGGACAGGCUGGGAAAUAUUGCCGGACCAUCCCGCGUUUGGAUCUGCAAGGACAGCUACUUUUCCUUUGUUGACGUCGGACGACCAGCCUGUUGCUGAUCUCGUUUCCGUGGGAACAUAGGGGGCACUCCCACCAAUUAGAUCACCUCCAGCCAUGUGACUCCGUCCUGCGAUCUGAUUGGUCCAUGAAGUAUUGUUCGUUAACCCCUUAGAAGCCUCCGAGCUGGCAUGUACCUGCAUCCCACUAAACAAACUACCUCCAUCUCCAGUGGGCUGGGGGUUAAUUGGCUGAGGGUUUAAAUGUUGGUUGCUUUGCGUGUUCUGAAUACCUAUUCCAGAAUUUCCACUCCACAUUCCCAUUCCACCAC